This is a messenger RNA of Cetraspora pellucida, 987 nucleotides long. The record is from the annotation of a GenBank genome assembly. NCBI's taxonomy places the organism in Eukaryota, Fungi, Glomeromycota, Glomeromycetes, Diversisporales, Gigasporaceae.
AUGCCGAUCUUGUCUACACCCUCUUAUGGGAAGCCUAGUGAAUCUUAUAAACAAGUACUUAUAUAUAUUGAUAAAGACCCUAUUUACAUUGAUGAAAAUGAAGCUGAAGUUAGUAAAUUACCAACUCAAUCAGAAGGUGGCAGUAAAACUAUACAUCCUAGGUCUCUUGUGUGGAGCUACUUCAAAACAAAAGAUGCCAGUGCAAUAUGCAAUUUUUGUGGCACAAAAUUAGUAUAUCAAGAUGGAACUACGUCAAAUCUCAAAAAACAUCUUAAAAUACAUAGAAGUAAAGUACCUGAAUUAAAAAGUCUGAAUGUAGAACAAGGCAGUGUCUCUAUCAUUAAACAUAAUCAACCUUUUCUAAUCGCUGAAGAUGAAAAACUUAGAUUAAUUUUUAAAUUUUUGGAUCCUCGUGUGACAGCACUUUCAGCUGAUUCAAUUAAAAGACAUAUAGUACAUGAUUUUGAAGUAGAUGGUGACAAAUCAUUUAUAGCAGUAACUAUCCACUAUCUAAAUGCAUCAUGGAAACUUAAAAAUAUUUUGUUAAAUUUCAUUAGUAUAAAUGAGUCACAUAUAGGUGCAGUGAUUUUAAAUACAAUGGAAGUGUGCCUUCAAGAAAUAGGAAUUAUUCCAAAGUUGAUUGCAAUUACAUGUGACAAUGCAGCAUCUAAUGAUAGGUUUUUGCAAGAAUUUGCUUAUUCUUUAUCACAACUUGGCAUCCAGUUCGAUAGUACACAACAAUCGAUGCGAUGCUUUAGUUAUAUUUUAAACCUUGCAGUGCAAGACAUGUUAGAUAUUGCUAGAACAAUAAUGUUAGAUUCACAGCUCAAGUUCCAGUAUUUUGAAGAGCUCAGAUGGUCGGCACAACUUAUUGAUCAAAUUAAAGACAUCAUUAAAAAUAAAUAUGAAAAUCAGUAUACACCUGUUUCUGAUCAAGAUGUAGUAAACUCAAUUGUUGAACCAUCUGCAACAAAUAUAAUAUUAUAA